AUGUUGAUAGCAACGAAUGCCGGAGACAUCUUGGGCACCAAUCGCAGUGGGUUUGACCUCGUGAGGUUGCAUCACAUUAGGCAAAUGCGUAUUGACAAGGGCGGACAGAGGCAAGGGCGGACAGAGCAAGUACCCACAGGGCAAGGGCGGGAAGAGGCAAGGGGCGGGCAGAGGCAAAGGGCGGACAGAGGCAAGUACCCACAGGGCAAGGGCGGGAAGAGGCAAGGGGCGGACAGAGGCAAGGGCGGACAGAGCAAGUACCCACAGGGCAAGGGCGGGAAGAGGCAAGGGGCGGACAGAGGCAAGGGCGGACAGAGGCAAGGGCGGACAGAGGCAAGGGCGGACAGAGGCAAGGGCGGACAGAGGCAAAGGGCGGACAGUGGCAAGGGCGGACAGAGGCAAGGGCAGACAGUGGCAAGGGCGGACAGAGGCAAGGGCGGACAGAGCAAGUACCCACAGGGCAAGGGCGGGAAGAGGCAAGGGGCGGACAGAGGCAAGGGCGGACAGAGCAAGUACCCACAGGGCAAGGGCGGGAAGAGGCAAGGGGCGGACAGAGGCAAGGGCGGACAGAGGCAAGGGCGGACAGAGGCAAGGGCGGACAGAGGCAAGGGCGGACAGAGGCAAGGGCGGAUAGAGGCAAGGGUCAGCGAGGACCACCUGCAUCGCAGCUUGAAAGAGCUGCACCUUCUGCUCGGCCGUCAUUCCAUGGACAGGCAUUGGGAGUAG
This is a messenger RNA of Closterium sp. NIES-65, 726 nucleotides long. Lineage: Eukaryota; Viridiplantae; Streptophyta; Zygnematophyceae; Desmidiales; Closteriaceae. The record is from the annotation of a GenBank genome assembly.